Messenger RNA from Chlorocebus sabaeus (green monkey), 478 nucleotides. RefSeq names its product histone H3-like. The record is from RefSeq and is a predicted model, not a curated record. Gene Ontology annotation, molecular function: structural constituent of chromatin; protein heterodimerization activity; DNA binding. NCBI's taxonomy places the organism in Eukaryota, Metazoa, Chordata, Mammalia, Primates, Cercopithecidae. Gene Ontology annotation, cellular component: nucleosome.
UCCAGUUAAUCGGAGAUGGCCCGCACCAAGCAGACUGCACGCAAGUCCACCGGUGGCAAAGCACCGCGCAGGCAGCUGGCCACUAAGGCGGCUCGGAAAAGCGCGCCGGCCACCGGCGGCGUGAAGAAGCCUCACCGCUACCGUCCCGGCACCGUGGCUCUGCGCGAGAUUCGCCGCUACCAGAAGUCGACUGAGCUGCUGAUCCGAAAGUUGCCUUUCCAGCGCCUGGUGCGAGAAAUCGCUCAGGACUUCAAGACGGAUCUUCGCUUUCAGAGUUCCGCGGUGAUGGGCCUGUAGGAGGCCUGCGAAGCCUAUUUGGUGGGGUUCUUUGAGGACACCAACCUGUGUGCCAUCCAUGCUAAGCGAGUGACUAUCAUGCCCAAGGACAUUCAGCUCGCUCGCCGCAUUCGUGGGGAGAGAGCGUAGAGGUUUCUGGGUAAUAAUUCUCUCCAACCCAAAGGCUCUUUUAAGAGCCGCC